Molecule: messenger RNA, 951 nt
Organism: Tilletiopsis washingtonensis
Lineage: Eukaryota; Fungi; Basidiomycota; Exobasidiomycetes; Entylomatales
Exons: 5
Coding region: 1-951 (316 amino acids)
Source: RefSeq, a predicted model, not a curated record
AUGUCCUCCAGCACCUCUCCCGCGCUCCUCGCGCGCAGCGCCUCGGUCACGAGCUCCAACUCGUCCGGCACCACCGCCAGCAGUGAUGGCGCCACGACGCUCAUGACGCUCAGCAUGCUCAGCUCCGCCAACACGUCGCCCGGCACGGCCACAAGUCCCGGCCGAGGCGCGCCGCAGUAUUCCUUCAGCGGCAUCGACGGCCUUCCGCGCCACAGCGAGCAGCCGACGGACGUGCUGAAGCGGACGCACGUCCAUCGCCAGCGCCAUGUGGCCGACGACUACUUUGCUCGUCUGCCGGCAGCAACGUCGUACCGUGCCGUCCGCGUAGCCAGCGGCGAGCCGCCGUCCGCCUCCUCCUGGCUCACGCAGCACGACGGUCUGCCGAGCCCGAGCAAGCUGCCGGCGCCUCGUGUGGUGCGUCCACGCACGGCGCAGAACCGUCCGCCGAUUCCCUUCUUCUCGCGCCAGAACGGCAACGCAGGAGCGCAUCGCAAGUCCUUCUCGUCGGGCGCCGAGGAAGUCACGGCGCAGCGCGCCGAGCUGGGGCACAAGCGUGCCGCGACGGAGGUGCAGCCGUUCGUGGCAGAGCCUCAGCAGCAGCAACCGCAGCUGCACCGCGUCGUCAUCUGCCGCGACGCGCCCGAGCCCAUGUCCUACGCGCAGAUGGACGCGCGCAAGCUCGCCGACGAGCUCGAGCACCGCCGGCGACCGCGUCCGGGCCUGGCGUCCAUCGAGCGCUGGAAGCGCGAGACGGGCCGACACGAGGAUGCCCGGCGUGCCGCCAUCGACCUGCUGACCGCCGUGCAGGCCGGCUCGGGCCAGCAGCUCCAGUGCGAUGGCCGCUGGCGCACCCCGUACCCGUCGCGCGGCAACACGGCCACUUUCGACGACGCGGCCCUCUCAGACGACAACGACGAAGAUGACGAGCACGAGCCGGGCACUGCGCUGUGA